AUGUUUCGCACUAAUUAUAAAACGUAUGUGAGUGUUAUUCGAUUAUGUCUGAGGAAUAUGUGCCAAACUUCCCUGGGUACCAAACCGCCUAUACCAGUUUUUGGUAUCGAAGGGCGCUAUGUGUCAGCGCUGUACAGCGCAGCUCUCCAAAUGAAGCAGGUCGAAGACGUAGAGAAACACCUACGAGCCCUUCAGGGAGAACUCCGCAAACCAGCGAUGUUGGACUUCAUAGAAACAAGCGUCAUUUCUAGGGCUGCUAAAGCAAAGCUACUGGAAGAAGUUGGGGCAAAAGCUGGUAUGCCUCCAGCUGCUGUGAAUUUCCUAUCCAUAGUAGCAGAGAACGGACGCUUGAAAUUGUUGCGGCGCAUGGUCAACAUGUUCCUGGCUGUGAUGGUGGCCCAUAGGAACGAGGCCCUGUGUGAGGUGAUCACCGCUAAACCCCUUGACGGAUCAACCCGCACUGCUCUCAUGGAUGCUCUCAAUAAAUUCGUCAAAGGUGGCAAGAAAAUACAACUGACAGAAAAAGUAGACCCCUCUAUCAUAGGAGGCAUGAUUGUCGGAGUAGAAGAUAAACACAUCGACAUGAGCAUUUCAAGGAAAAUUCAAAUGUAUACAGACAUUUUGAAGCAAUCCCUCUAAAUUAUUAUUUUCAGUUGCAUACAUUUUUUCUGGAGUUCAUUAUUUAUAUUUUUUUAAAUUGUUUUUCUAUUUUAUUACAAACAAUCAUACUUGCUGGUGCGGUGGGAUUUUUCUAA
Messenger RNA from Ostrinia nubilalis (European corn borer), 755 nucleotides. Its product is annotated as ATP synthase subunit O, mitochondrial-like. Gene Ontology annotation, molecular function: proton-transporting ATP synthase activity, rotational mechanism. The record is from RefSeq and is a predicted model, not a curated record. Lineage: Eukaryota; Metazoa; Arthropoda; Insecta; Lepidoptera; Crambidae. Gene Ontology annotation, biological process: proton motive force-driven mitochondrial ATP synthesis. The transcript has 3 exons. The coding region runs from base 1 to 639 and encodes 212 amino acids.